AUGGAUCCACUGCCGCUGCUAGAAGAACUCGAAAAUGACAUGAAGGUGCUAAUCGCUGAGACAAGGAAAAAAAACGUGUGCAUAAAGGAGAAGACAGAAAUAUGCAUCAUAAAAAUUAAAAAUUACAAUAGUAUAAUCGAAUCGAAUAAAAACCAACUGUUCAGCAGCUUUGAAUUCCCCAUAGACGAAAUAAUCGAAAUUAUCAACGUAGGAAUCCAAGUCAAUACUCAAAAAAUCUCCAACUUAUGUCUUCUCAUAAUUAAGAGAGUCGUCUGUUACUUCCUCCACAUAAUAGACAACAAACACACAAUAAAAAAUUUUAGGUACAUACAUAUAGAGAAGCAACUAGAAAAAAUUACCAAUGUGUUAUUCGAUUUGACAUUCCUUGAGGAUAAAAAAAUUUUAAUUAAAAUUGUGCAAAUAAUAUUAGCCGCGUUUUCUCAUCAGUAUAUGGAGUAUUACAACAAGGACAUUAUUAACACCUUGUUGAAAAUUUUGUACUCCGUUUAUUAUUCAUCUUUAUAUGAUAGCAAUACCAUUUUGUAUGAAACGUGCUGUGCUGCGUACAAGCAGCUACUCAAUUCGCUCAUUGAUGUGUGUAAUAGAGAGAGUAGUGUUGGGGCCUCUCCAGGUGAUAACUUAGAGAAUUAUAUGUGCGAGUCAGGCGAAAAGGAGAAGAAUGACUUGGAAGGCGAAGAAGACAGUGGUGACCACAACCGUUUGCAUGUGGAGGACGACCACUCAAGGGAAGUGAAACAACUUUAUUUUGAAAAUUUCGAUUUGCCAUAUGAUACGGAUAGCCCGAUAGAUCUCAUCUACGUAACGGAUCUGAAAGAUCAGAGUUACAUGAAAAACAAAAACAAAUUGCUUUCCCUAAUUCAUUAUCUCUGUUACUGCUGCUUUGUAAAUAUUAGACUAAAGUAUAACUCUGUUGGCGUUUCUUCGCCGUGUGCGCAUGGAACCACAGAGGAGGAAAAACGAAAAGAAGAGAGUGUUGAUAACGCCGCUAAUGCCGAUCAGCCCCCGACAAAUGACAACACUAAUGGUAUUCUCCAAGAAGAACCAAAUGAUAAAAAAAUACAUACCUACCCUAAACAGACAAGUUAUUCAAAAGACACACUACAGUUGGACAGAAGCAACGCCGACCCCCCUGUGGAAGAAAAACAUAACGCACAGGAAGAUCAGGCAGAAGAAGAAGGACAGCAGAAAAAAAAAAAGUCCAGUAAAGACGAAAGUGUGUACAUCUAUAGUGUGAAAAAUUCUAAUAUAAAAAAAUUCUUAAAAAUUUUAAAAAGCACAAAUGGGAAAAACCAAACAGAUAACAAAAUGAACCUUGAUGAUAACGAAAAUGUGCAACCAGACUCGUGUGACCAAAGGACAGAAAUCCUGUCGACCUACAACAAGAAUAAUUUAAUUUUGCCACUAAACUUUUGCCUAGAUCUAUUGUAUAUAUUUCUUAACAACUAUGAACACUUUUUAAAAAAUUUCGAUUUUUUCAAAUUAUUGAAAUUUGAAAUUAUAUAUAUCAUACUGUUAUCAUUAAGGUAUAACUUACACAUAGACGUUUUUUAUAGAUGCCUGAAAAUUUUUAAGAUUAUCUGUCACAAAUAUUUUCAGUACUUCCUGGGCGAAAUAAAAUUUCUAUUCCUAAUCCUAAUUCAACAUUUGUGCUUGACGCAACCCUUUUCAAAAUUGCUCAUCGUUUUAAAUUUUUUUUUCUAUCUCUUUGAUGACACACUGACUCUGUUUCAUUUGUACAAAUAUUUUUGCCAUAUGGCGGAAACUCCAAAGGAAGGAAGAGCAGCUGAGGAGGAAGAUGUGAAGAAAGACCCAGAAGUGCCCAAGGACGUUAUAAAGAGCGGUACCGAUGGAGCGAAGAGGAAAAAGAAAAAACACAAAAAAACGAAGAAGGGCUACAUUCAAGAGGGUGACAAUGCCCCUGAGGCAGCACAAAAUGUCCCUAAUGAAAAACCGCCGUGUCAGGAACCUCCCGAUGUAGUAAGCAUUAAGUCCGAUGAGGAAAGUAAGGGGAAAAUAGCGGGGGAACCGAAAUCACGCGAAACGAACCCAAAGAAGAGUGAUGUGAUGGGAGCGAAAAGCUCAAGCGCGCAGGGGAAACAGUACAGUGAUGAUGACGACCUCUUGUUCAUCAAAGUCGUUGAAUACAUUAGCAAAAUUAUUCACGAGUUGUUAUUUUUGCAUUCCAUUGACCUAACAAAAAUGUACGCCCAUAUGAAGGUGUUUAAGUAUGAUAGGAUAUACACGGGAGAGAAGAAAGUUGAGCAGCAUGUGGACAAGGGACAGAUCAAGUCUGGUGGAACCAGCAGAGGCGAAAGGAAGGACGCCGAGGGGAACCACAAAGAAAGCAGCAAAGAAGACGAAGAGAAAAAGCUCAAGCAGUGCGACGGCCAAAUAAAACCAAAGCAGCACAAUCAUGCAAAAGAAGUCCAAGGCAGCUCCAACGAAAUGCCAUUCCGCAGUUUUUUGAGUUAUCCCCUAAUUUUACCAAACAGUUGCGAAAACCCCACGGAAAAUUUCUACUUAUUCAAAUAUUCAGCAGAGAAAAAAGUAAGUAGAACAAUGUUUGAUGAUUUAUGCUACAAAGACGCAGACGAAAUACGUGUCCUUGCGUCCACUGUGGACACUAUUUUAUCUCUUGUGAAUUCUUUUUAUGUAAUUUUUUUAAACAUAUUGAGAAUGUCCCUUAAUCAGUAUUGCUUCGCGACGAUAGAUCUAAAUGAUGAGAGUGGAUUUGCUCUAAGUGAAUCAUCGCCGUGUGGCAGCACAUCUGAGGGGAAGCAUGAAAAGAAGGAGACAGUGACACAAUUAUGCAAUGAGCAAGGAUCUGGUUUGCAAUCGGCCCCGACAGCACAAUGGCCCAGUGUCAUUAGUGAAAUGAGCCCAUCUUUUGAUGACGAACUGGAACGAAGACUCCACUGCUACAAUAAGAACACAACCGAACGCACGAAUAAGAUUGAAGCCAGAGGGGCAGAUUUGUAUAGCGGUGCGAGUGGCGAUGUGUAUAGCAGCGCAAAUAGCUACAACCCAACGAAUGACCGAGGGAAAAAUAAAGACAAGAAUCCCCAUGGAAGCAAUCCUCUAAAUUCAAAUGACCAGUACCAUGAGAGUAUGUCCCUAUUUUUUAACGUAUUCAGUUCCACAUGCAGAUAUUUCAUAUCAUCUCUCUGCUUAAUCUUCUCCUACACGAACACGCUAGAUGUGUGUUUCUUCAGUGGGUUCCAGAAAAUAAUUUUUAUCAGUACUCACUUAAAAAUAAAUAUUUGUACCAAUGCGUGCCUGCAGACCUUAACAAAAUGCAGUAGUAUUUUUACCCUAGAGAAUUCGCCCUUCUUUUUGAAGAUUCUUAGAAAUUUCGAAAGGCAAGAAAAUAGGAGUGAAAACAACUCUGGUGUAAGAAAGAGCAAAGGGUCUAUCAAAAGCAUCAGUAAGGUUCCCAUGUUGCACUCUUCUAAUGAGAGUAAAUCAUCUAAUCGAGAAGGUAGCGAGGCUAGUGUGAAGGAUGGACACAAUUUUGUCCACAUGGAUCACUCACUGGGCGAAGCUACCUGUGCGCACAACAUGGGAAAAUCUGUCAAACGCGGUAGUAACGAUUUGGUGGAAGGUAAAAGGGAAUCAAGCAAAAGUCACAAUGAAUUACAACCCACAAAUGUGAAGGAAUACGUGGAAGACGAGGACAAAAUAGAUGAUAUAGUGACCAAACAAAAGAGCGAUGAGAAUACUGCCAAGGGGGGGAAUCCACAAAAGGGAGAAAAGGGUAACGAUUAUUCCGGAAAUUAUUUUUAUAACCUCAAGUGCGGAAAAAGUGAGAGCGACGAUAACAGAAAUGAGGAUUAUGAGAACCAACCCAACAUGAAUGUUGAACUGGGCAAGAAUUUCCCCCCAAGUGACUCCCAUUAUAACGUUACCAGUAAGGCUCUGGAUGAUGGGGAAAGUUUAGGAAGAGGUAAAAGAAAUAGUCGAAGGAAAGACACGCAUCACAUGAUGGCGAACAAAUCCAUCUCAAAAAAGACGAGCAUGGAAAGUGUAGAGUCCAAUUUUGUUUGUUACAAAUCGACAUUGAACGAAGAUCGUAUGAAAUAUUUUGACGAGAUCAUUAGUAUCAUAUUGCAAGAAUCAUACUUCAUAAACAACGAUUUGAAUAACGUAAAAUAUAUACUGUCCCUAAAGGCAGUCAUUAGCAUAUUCUUCAUUUAUGGAGACAAGCUCCAUUUUGAAAACUGGCUAAGGAUGAUUAAUCUCUUCGUCGAAGUUAAUUAUAUAUAUAAGUAUAUAUCAUCAAUAGAGAACAAAACGAUUGAGUUUUUACACUUCCUUCAUCACAUUAACAAAAAUGAGGAAGAUUUUAUCUUCUCUCUAAGUAAGAGAUUCAUCGACUCGGACAAAAACACUUAUGUACAAAAUGUAAAUUCAAAAAGUGCUGAAUUCUGUUAUUUUAUAUUGAGGUUUAUUCAGAAAAAUCCUGUACUGUGUGCAGAAAUUACGGUUAUAUUUUCCUCAUUUUCUUACUUUUUUAAGAACACCAUAUUUUAUAAGCUUUCCACUUUGAUUAAUAUUUUAAAUUCAAUUCAUUUUAUGAUAUUUAAUCAAUUUUUCAAGCAAAGGAAGGUGGGGCCCAAGGGGGGAGACGUACCUCCCAAGUUAAGUUGUAAAGGUAUGGCCAUGGCUCCUUGUGGGGGAUAUAUACCAAGCAAAGAGAUUAAUCAAUAUGGCGGUGCACAUGUGAGUGCAGGAGGCUCUAAGGAUAUGUGCACAACUGUGUGCAACGGACAUGUGGGAAGUGCCCAGAAAGGUGCUAACUGCGUGGAUGGAAAUGCAAGCAAUACCAGGUUACCGGAGCCCCCCUUCAGGGAGGAAGCCUUUCAUUCGGCAAACUCACAAGGAAGGGAAAAGAACGAGGAAGACACAACUCCCAGCAGUUGCGAAUAUAUAAAGUUCAACAAACUAAAUAGAAAAAAAAAUAUAAUUGAAAAAUACAUCGAAUUUUUGCACAACAAUGAUAACAUUUUUGAGGUGUAUUAUUAUUACCUGUCCCAUUUUGACCCCAUGUACACAACUUAUUUUUCCUUCUACACGGAUAUGUUCUUUUCAACUAAAGGGGAGGACCGUGAAGAAUUGGCGAAGGAUAGACCAAUCAACAACGAAUGCGCACAUUUACCAAGACAGGAAGUUCCCACUGAAGAAACAAACUUCUCAACAGAAAUGAAUGGUAAGCAGAGCGGUAAUGCAACCAAGGAACACACCUACUACAUCGUAAUGAAGAAAUUAGAAAAGUUUUGCAUCUUCGAAGAUUUCUACCCCCUACAUAUGAUAGAAAUGCUUUGUGUUAUUAACCUGGAUAAGAUAAGAAGCAUUUACAACAACUGCUGCAUGAACAUAUUAUUGCUCUCCUUGUGCAAAAAUAAUGACAUACAAAGAAAAAGCAUCGACACCUUGUUCAAUAUUAUAAAAGAGUCUGUUGUACAUUAUAAAAACAACUUUGAAAUUCAGUUUCUUCUCUUUAAGCCAUUUUUCCUGUUCAUAGUUAACCCACAUGCAUGUUACCGAUCGUAUUUUAUUAGCUCCUUCUUAAAUUGCAUUAGAAAAAAUGCUUCCUUUUUUAACAAGGACAUUUGGCUGUUUAUCAUUUUUCUGCUAUACGUAUCAUUCCAGAAAGAGUUAAAAAAAAAGGGUUUAAUAAAUACCAACGAAGAUGAAGAGGAUAGGCAACAAAUAAUGGAGGAAAAUAUAUCCAACAUUAAUAACAUUUUUAACAUCCUGGAAAUUAUAAUUGUAGAUUAUAUUGAGGAAGUCCCUGUGUGCAAAAUUAUGGAAGUCAUCAUCCACAUGCUCAUCCUCUUUUCGUCCCUAAAUGUUUUGAGCAAUAACAUAUCCUUCAGGGCCAUCAAUUUUUCCUGGUCAAUCGUUGAUUACAUUGUAGCACGCUCUCACAUGCUGAAAAGGAAUGGAAGAAAAGGAAAAGACCGUGGUGUAACUGAAGUAGAAAAAGGCGCACCACAAAAGGAUAAAAACAAAACAGGACAAAAUAAACUCCUUCACAUUUGCGCCAUAGAAAACAAAAAAAUUUACAUAUACGAAAAAGAAAUAAAAAUGAGAAACAUAAGAAUGAAAAGCUUUUUUACUUUCAUUUUGAAUCAACUUAUGAAGUUGUGCUUCGACGAAAGAAUAGAAGUUCGAAAUUGCAGCAUCAAAACGAUCAUUAGUAUUCUCUCCACACAUAUUUUCAAAUUUGACUUUUUCUUUUACAAAACGUCCAUCUGCUUGUUACUUAAGCGCUUGAGCGUUAGGUACUACUCCAAGUUGAAGGGAUAUUUCGAGAUGGAGCGUAGGCAUGAGCACCAGGUGGAUUGCCAAUCGGAUGAACUUACCUGUGUAAACCGCACCGCAGAUCUAAGCAGCCCCCCAUUGGAGAAGGAGAGCAAUGGUGAAGCCCACACGAAUGAAGAACCGGCAGAACGAGACAGAACGUUCCUUGGGAAACAAUUCAAGAAGAGCUUCGCAGAUUUGAGACAGGAGGUGGAAGGAGAGUUCGCAAAUAAAAAAAGAAAAAAAGGAGGGAAGGAAAUGAAGGAGCAGCCCUAUUUGUUAAGCGAAAUUGAAAAAGGGGCCGGUAUCCCCAGCAGUAACGCAAGUGGAAAUGGAGGACCAAGCGGAAACGGAAGCAGUAGUGGAAACACCGCUUUGGAAACGGAAAAGAACGGAGACUUAUACGAUUAUGUAAAUGAAAACUUCAGCAAAAUUAUUAUCCAUCAUUCAAGGGACAGUAAACUGAAGCAGUGGAUCGAAAGCUUUAUCCUAAUCAUAGAAGGGUGUAAUCGGAUCCUCCUGGAGCAAAGGGACUACAGAAAGUUUUACAUUUUUUAUGGCACCUUUGUGAACAUCCUCAAAACUACACUGUUUGUGAAGUAUCAGAGCAAGAACAUGUUAGAGCUGCACAUAUCGAUUCUACAAAUACUCAACAACAUUUUUAUAUCCAAGAUGACCUACUAUGAUGUGUGCCAUUUCACAAUGAAGAAUUCGCUAGGAAAUAGGAAUAGAUGUUCUGAUCAUAUAAGUAUAUUCGACAUGUGCCUUUUUUACAUUUACAAUUAUGCCUACUGCACUGAUGACCACAAGAUUAAAGAUUUCAUUUUGAAGCUCCUUAUUGAUAAUUUGAAAAAUGUCCACUGUGAUAAGUGGAUAUAUGUGCAUUCGUUGAUGUAUUUGCAUAUGUUUCACUUUUUGUUUACGUCCAGCGUGGAGGUUGUGCUGAGCCCAGUGGAAGGGAAAACCUAUUCCUUCAUGAACUACGAUUCCAUUUUGAAUGAGUUGUUUUUUGAUUACUUUGUCAGCGAGAGGGAGACAAUCACAAGUUACGUAGGAAGCGACAUCAAUGCUGCACCUAACGACACGGGAAAUAACCCCCCCAAGUGCUCACAGAAGGAUGAGCCCCAAGGGGAAGGAGGGGCUGGUUCCUUUCCAAAGAGGCUAUCCUUCCUAAACAGCCACUUCACAUUUGAGUACAAAACGAACGAAGCAUCACAUGACCCACUAAAUAUUUACAACAUACUAGAAAACAACAAAAGCUUAUAUAGGGAGGAAACUUUUGGAGAAAACCCAAAAUUGGGGAGUAAAGACAUAUACGCGAGCUUCUUAAAUGGUCAUGUAAAUAGCGAAAUUUUUACCAUCAUGAUGGACAUUUUUCAAACGUUAGAGUACGACAAAAUAAAUCUCCUAAUAAAUGAGGAACUACUAAAGUGUGUAAAAUAUUUGGUACUAAGUUUAGCAGAGAAUGAAGAGAAAAAAUCUAUCCUAACCAAACUCCUACACUUUGUCUUUGAUGAAAAAAUACUGUUUAAUGAAAAUUCGGAUGAAAUAAUUGAAAAGAUAGAACUGAAUGAUACAUAUAAUAAACUCGAUAUGGACAUAAACACCAAGGAAUUGAAUGAAGAAAAUAAAGAGUGUAACAGAUUAUUUACUUUAAAUUAUAAAAAAAUUUACCCAUUAAAUAAUUAUAUAGAAUAUUUCCAAACAUUUUCCUUAGGAAUGUUCAAUUAUUUCACUCCUUUUUUGAUUUACUACAUUCAUAACAAGUUCAAUUUGUAUCCAAACUAUAAUAUAAAUAUAGUGUUCUCCAUCAUACUGUGCAAUUUUAUGAGACAAGAAUUUUACAGCUUAUUUUAUCAGAAAGAAAAUUACUCCCUUGUCCUUUCCUUUGUUAAUAUGUUUCCAUACAUUAUUGCGGGUCACGUGAAAUGCUUCUUGCAUAAUAUAAAUAACAACUCCUGCUUUGUCUUUUACGAAAGCAUUAUCAUCCUGCUGAAAAUUACGUACAAUAUGCUUGAAAUUUCGGGGAAUGUCGCCGAGGAGGAUUUGCACAAGUACUGGUGUGCGGUCAUUUUCUCCGUCGAGAAGAUUCUCUGCGUUAGUUGCAGCAACGAUAAAAUAGACAUGCUGGACAUAAUGCUCAUAAAGUUCAUACGGAACCAUUACUUGGUGGAGAAUUCAAAGGUCCCACUGUUUAUAAAAAUAUACUUGACGAAAGUUAUAAGCGAACUCAAUGAUAAGAAGCGAAGGGCCUUCUCAAGCUGGACGCUGCAGAUUUUAUUUGAGGAAUAUGAAAAGAUGACCAAGGAGAAUUACAACGACAGUUACUACACAACUCUUAUGACAUUAGUUAUGCUAAAGAAAUGUGUGCUAACCCUCAGGAGCUUUUCGAGUGAAAAUAAUGAGAAUGCUGACGAAGUUUUGUUUAUUUUAUACGAAAUGAAGAAGUUGAAGUGUUGCUACACCUACAUCGACAUGAAGAGUAGUUCGAUACUAAAAUGCUCAGAGGACAAGGCGCACCUGUUCAUUUGCUACCCCUACCUGUUGGACUGCCUAAACACGGAAAAUACGAAAGUGUUGACCACGGUUAAAGAAUUACUGAAGCUUAUAUCAAACCCACUGUGCUCAAACAAUUCUGGAUAA
Molecule: messenger RNA, 8967 nt
Organism: Plasmodium fragile
Lineage: Eukaryota; Apicomplexa; Aconoidasida; Haemosporida; Plasmodiidae
Exons: 7
Coding region: 1-8967 (2988 amino acids)
Biological process (GO): rRNA processing
Cellular component (GO): preribosome, small subunit precursor; nucleus; preribosome, large subunit precursor
Source: RefSeq, a predicted model, not a curated record